This is a messenger RNA of Schistocerca nitens (vagrant locust), 963 nucleotides long. RefSeq lists its product as uncharacterized. The coding region runs from base 1 to 963 and encodes 320 amino acids. Lineage: Eukaryota; Metazoa; Arthropoda; Insecta; Orthoptera; Acrididae. The record is from RefSeq and is a predicted model, not a curated record. The transcript has a single exon.
AUGGAGGCCGUCCUUGCAGAUGGCGUCCAUUACUGCCCGGUACUCCUCGCGACCGUGACCUCGUCACGGCCGGCAGUCUUGACAGUAGUGGACGUGGCCACCCUGUCGAGCUUCUGUUGGAGGUCCUUAUACACGCCGUCCCAUCGGACGACGAUAGGCUGCGGGGGCUGCGGGGGUGGCGGGGGCGGCGGGGGCGGCGGCUUCUUCUGGGGCGGCACCAGAGGCGCCUCGCCGCCCUCUAUCUCGUUGACGUUCGCCCCCGCAAACGUGCUAGUGGUCGGCAGCGGCUGCGGUGGCCGCAGUACGGCAGCCCUGGCGGUGUGCCGCCGAGGUGGGGCGACGAAGCCGUCCUCAUCAGGCUGCCGGGACACAGCAGUGGGCCGCUGCGGCCUCUUCGGAGGUCGCGCCUCGGCGGCACGCUGGAAGAGCCCGCUACAGUCCUCCCAGCCGCUGCGGCCUCGCGGAGUCGGAGGUCGAGGAGUGAGUGUCCGAAUCGUCACGAGUCAUAGCCCGACGCUUCCUCCGCGCUCGGGCUUCGUCAGAGUCGGUGUCGCGGCGCUCCGCCUCGGCAAGGUUCGCGUCCGGAAGGUCAAUGGUCUCCAUCUCGAUGGCCUCUCGAGCCGUCUUUGCGCCGUCCAGACCGCAGGGAUGCCCGGAGCGCAGGACGGCGCGUCAGCUAGCGAAGCAACGGGUUCUUCUCAUGUCAUAGGGGCUAGUGGGGCAACCGGGGGAACAUCGACCUCUCGGGUGGCCGAGUCCAACGGCGCAACUCCCUUCGAGGCCGCCGUCGCCGGGACCGCAAAAUCCUGCAGUGCGACCGGCGAGGCUCUCGGUGGCACACCCGACUCUUGCUGCCCCGAGCUCGGCAGUGCAGCAGCUUUCCGGAUAUUACAGAGGGUCAGUAUGGCCGCCUCGUCGUCAUCUCGACCGGGUAAGAGCCCCCGUGAGCGAGCUUGUUCCUAA